UCGUCCAUGCAUUUCUCCAGAACAGCGCCAUCCCGCCCAAGCCUGUUUUGCAUUGAGACCCCUUACAGUUUGGCAAGGAAAGGGUUACGGAGUUGAUAGGGUGGUCCAGAUCGAUGUUCCUUCUCCAAUAAGUCGCCAUGAACAAAUGAAUUCGCGGGGAAUUAAAUACCACAAAGGAGAAAGAAUCCUGUGCUUUGAACCCGACCCCAACAAGGCUAAAGUGUUGUAUGACGCUAAGGUCAUUGAUGUCUUGAUUGCUACAGAUAAUUAUGGAAGAAGAGUCCCAAAGUAUCUGAUUCAUUUCAGCGGUUGGAGCAGAAGCUGGGAUCGUUGGGCUGCUGAGGAUCAUGUCCUAAGGGACUCAGAGGAAAACCGUAAAUUGCAACAUAAACUGGCUCGCAAAGCUCUAGGUCGCAUGAAGAAAAAGGGAUGGGCGAAGAGGCGCCGUCGUCAAUCUGGUACUAAAUCCUCCUCUCUAAAAACUCUUCCUAAGGAGGACGACAGUGAUGACGCAUGUCUGAUUUCGUCUUCAGAAAGCAGUGACGGGGACGACUCAGACACUGACUCUUCCAAUAGCGGGGACAGCACCUUCUCUGAGGAUAUUGAUAAAAUGAGGGUUGAGCCUGACAUUAAUGUUAAAAGGGAAUGUGAGGAAAAGAUUAUCCAUGUUGACAUCAGCAUCCCUGAUAUCCUGAAGAAGAAACUGGAGGAUGACUGCUUCUACAUUAACAAGAGAAAGAAGCUCGUGAUGGUUCCUUGUCAGACGAAUGUCGUGCACAUCCUCGAGUCUUACGUCAAACAUUUUGCCAUCAACAAAGCUUUCAUGGCCAAUGAGAGGUACCGGCGUCAGCAGAACACCACACAGAGCACCAGCCCACAGCCUGUACCUCCAGAAAAGAGCGAGGAGCUGUGUAAGGAGAUGGUCGACGGGUUGAGGAUCACAUUUGACUUCACUUUACCCAUGAUCCUCCUCUACCCCUGUGAACAAGCUCAGUUCAAAAAGGUCAGCUCCUCCAGGCUGUUCCUGGCCGCCAAUGAAAGCUCCCCUUGCUCCAGCAACGCACAAAGAGAGCGUAGCCCGAGCCCGCUGGGGCACAACCCUCCCACCCCACAGUCGACUGACAGCCAACCCGCACUGAGCGACAUAUCUGCCACCACGCCCACCGCCCCAGCCCCCACCCCGAAGCGCCGGCGCCACCCCGACAUGGACUGUAUCUCCUUCCAGUCUCAGUCACUGAGACGCUCCACCAGGAACACAUCUGGAGGAGACCGGCCAGCUGAAGGAAGCAGUGGAGGUGGAGGCAGUGCCACUGCUUCCCCACAGCUCAAACGGCGACUGAUCGACUCCUCAUCCCAGCCAAAGUUCUUCCUCAACCUGGACAGAAAAACCCCAGUGCACAGUGGCUCAUCCUCCCCGUUGCCCUUGACGCCAAGCAAAGAGCGAAGUGGGCCCUUCUAUGGCCUCGAGAGCCGGAGGAACAAUGAGCUUAACGAGGUACUAAGUUGGAAGCUGACUCCAGAUAACUACCCUCUUCAUGACCAGCCUCCCCCACCAUCCUACCUGUAUGGAGCCCAGCACCUCCUGCGUCUUUUUGUGAAGCUUCCUGAAAUCCUGGGGAAGAUGCAGAUCCCUGAGAGGAAUCUCCGAGCGCUGGUCAAGCAUCUGGAGCUCUUUCUUAGGUUUCUUGCUGAGUUCCAGGAGGAUUUUUUUCCCGAGUCCGCAUAUGUGUCAGCAUCAGAGGCCCACUACAGCAUGAAACAACCAAGGCCAAUUUAUUAAAGGAGGCGUCGGCCAUUGUGUUUCCUUCCCUUUUUUUGCGUGUCUUUACCCCGACUAACCUCCAGCUUGUGUACACUGACCUGUCUGGGCUUGUUCACGGAGCAGCUGUCUGCAUUGUGUUUUCUCCUGGACCAACCUUUUCUUUUUCUCUGGCCUUACACUCCUGCUUUUGGGAACCAGUUGCUUGUACCUGCCACUGACCCUCUCCGAUGUUCUCUUGCCACCCUGCUCUAAUUUAAUUGACUGUUUCAAGGAAAUGUCGAUGUUUUUAAGGGACCUCACAUUUACAGGAUUUUCUUUCCUUAUUCACAUCUGUUUUUUAAGACCAGACGAUGACUGGAAAGUUCUCCAGCAUCGCUGAUAUUAUGCAAAAACUCAUAGCUUUCCAUCAUUAGCUGUGGAAGCAGACUUCUCUGCAAAGCCCCCUGUUUCUCUAGCCGGAAGAAAACUAAACUGUGACCUGUUCAUAGAAAGAAAAACAGACACAGAUUAGACCGCCUGUGUUCUUCUCAUUGUGCCCACCAAAUAAACUCAUUUUGGAUAGUCUUAAGGGCAUUACUGGGUCACCUGUUCGGUGGCUUGGCCCAAUUUGUUUGUAAAGACUUCCUGUAUGUGCUGGCAGGGAUCCUCUUCCGGAUAAGAUUCCUCUAAAUCUACAGUUGGACUUGCUCCUCCUGUCCUGGAGAUUCAUUACUGCUUUUGCUGAGCAGUUAACUGAAACUCUCUCUAGUUUUACAUGUUUUAUUGUCCAUGAAUAUUGUUCUUAUUUCUUUCUCUGUCUUGCUUUAGAUUUAUUUUCCCUCUGCAUGUCUGAUAAGUGUCUAGCUGCUCUUUAUUUUCCCUUUUCCCUCCCGUUACUCUCACUGGAUGCGCAAACAGGAUAAACCACAACAUAAGCAGAUGUUUUCUUAAUAAAACAUAUUUAAGAAGCAUGUCAUAAUAAGUUUGAAUCUGUAGCAACCAGUAAUAUAAGUAUACUAAAUUGUGAAAAUGUAAAUACACGUUUGAUAUUUAUUUCUCUUUGCACACCACGUUCAUAUAUUUGUUAAAUUAGACAUAAAAUACCGGACCAUGCUCAUUCCAGACCAGUUAGAACACAUUUAGUUUUAGCUUUUCUUGAGCAAAUACACCUUUCUGUACAAAAUGUAGCCUGUUGGAUGUUUCGUAUGUUGUUCAUUUUUAAUGUCUGUUUCCUGUCUCUUCAUAAAGUUUGAAUAAAGACUUUCUGAAGCUCA
Molecule: messenger RNA, 3015 nt
Organism: Eleginops maclovinus (Patagonian blennie)
Lineage: Eukaryota; Metazoa; Chordata; Actinopteri; Perciformes; Eleginopidae
Product: male-specific lethal 3 homolog
Exons: 14
Coding region: 146-1780 (544 amino acids)
Biological process (GO): chromatin organization; regulation of DNA-templated transcription
Cellular component (GO): NuA4 histone acetyltransferase complex; MSL complex; nucleus
Source: RefSeq, a predicted model, not a curated record